Messenger RNA from Penicillium bovifimosum, 924 nucleotides. RefSeq names its product Aminoglycoside phosphotransferase. NCBI's taxonomy places the organism in Eukaryota, Fungi, Ascomycota, Eurotiomycetes, Eurotiales, Aspergillaceae. The record is from RefSeq and is a predicted model, not a curated record. The transcript is spliced from 2 exons. The coding region runs from base 1 to 924 and encodes 307 amino acids.
AUGGCACUCAUCAAACAAGACCGGGUACAAUUGACGCCUCUGAUGAUCCCAAAAUCUCCCGAUUUUGACGUCAAAGAUUCCCAAAUCUUCAAAAAACUUACGACCUUGCCCACACCGGAAGAAGUACGCUCGCAGGCUAAAGCCCAACAUCUAGCAGGAGUCUGCCCGGACGAUAGAAAAACCUUCUCGAUAACCGUCCCUCAUGUGCGACCACCACCUGUGAUGUUCAAGGAUCUGGGGCUGUUUGUCAAAUGGGGAAGCGCUGUGAGUAUUUCAGAGGGUCAGUGCCUCUAUGCUCUCGGCCAGCUCCUCAAAAACCAUGUCCCGGUUCCGGAGAUAUACGAAUGGCGGGAGGAUGGCGACCAAACUUUCAUUUAUAUGGAGUAUUUGCAUGCGCAGACUCUGGAGCAAGUGUGGGACAAGCUGGAACCUGAUGACCGCGUUUCGAUCUUUUGUGAGCUCCGGACAAUCUCCGGCAACCUUCGCCACCUUGAACAGAAGCCGGAAGAGUCAUUCAUAGAGCAUUCCACGUCGAGUCCAUUGCCCGAAGCAGGGCCGUUCAAUACCGUCCAGGAGUUUCAUGGCUGGUUCACUUUCCUGUAUCGAAAACCAAUGCCAGAUCCAUAUUCUGUUCCAAUUGAACCUUUCCGCCAGGACCUGCCUGAUGAUAGUGAAAUCAAAUCUACGCAUGGCGAUCUCCACCGGAGCAACGUCUUGAUAACGCGCUCUGAGCCUUAUCAUGUUCUUGCAAUCGUCGAUUGGGAACAGUCAGGCUGGCUACCUGUGUACUGGGAGGCCAGAAAAGCGCAGUAUACUGCUGACAGAAAUGACGAAUGGUCUACAAAAUAUUUGCCAAUGAUUUUGUGUCAGUUUACCAGCACUUGGGAUCCAUGGGACUACUACACCACGGCCAUGGGAUGUUGA